AGUCGGCAACAUUCAUCUCUUGAGGGGGUGUCUAACUCGGUGUUAUGGUGAGUUUGACCCUAAAUUAAUUUUACGCCGGAAUAUCUCUUUAAGUAAUCGUGAUUUCUAGUAGUGUUGAAAGUCAAAUACAGAAUUUCUUUAUUGAAAAAUGAUCAGAUACAAUAUUAUUAACGCAGAGGAUCCAAUAAAAAGUGGACAUGCAGCGGUUUUUACUGAGCCAAAUUCACAUGUGAGUUUGCUUUUUGCCAAAAUGCCAACAGUUUAAACAGGAACGUCACUAUUUUUCUGGUCACAGGAUUGAAUAAACUUCUUUUUUCAGACAACAAAGAGAGUAGACGAACUGAGAGAGCAGGGCGUGAAACAUCUUGACGGUUAGAUAAUCUUUGCUGUCGUCUGUCCAGUUGCGUUGCCAGUUGUGUGUUUUGUAAUCUACACCGGAAGUAUAUUUAAUACACCACGCGAGAAACUGGGACACGGUAGCGGUGCUAUCUAGAGAACUUUGGACUUAGAAGACCCUUUGUGGACAUAUAAAGCAAUAUUUAAUGGUUUUUUUUUUGCCAAAACCCAUUCAACGCUUGUCCCCACUUGACUCCAUCCUGGUGACCAAUCGUUGCUAACCACGCCGCGACGUCAGGUUGCUGACAGUGUUUGGCUCUCGUGCUGUGGGAGUGUCAGAGGAGUGUGUUACUGACUGACCGUACAGAUAAGAUUACACUGUGGCAUGCUUAUAUCACAACACAGCAGCAUGCCUUAGGACCGUGUGCUGUCUGGAAACAGUCCGACUGAGCAGACGAGUUAUUGCGCUGAUCCGGGAGAAGAUUUCCCCUCUGAGUCCGAGGUAAGUGUCGAGUCAAGGUUACAAGACCACCGAAGUUUGUGUGUUUAACCCCAAAAAUAAGUGAUCCGUGGUAUUUCCUUACAUGGAGACAGUUGAGGCAGGUUUGUUUUGAGACCAGUAUGGAUGAAGCGUCGAUAUGAGGAAAUGUUGAGCUGAAUAACUUGAACUCUAGUCAACAUUGCAAAUGCUUUGCUGUUACAAAACGCGAAAACAAUCUUACACAAUCCUCAAACUCCUACUAGAGGAUUUUUUUUUUAAUUUUGUCAAUAAAUUAUAAAAUAAAAUAAAAAAAACCUUACGCAAUGUAUGAUAUUGUGCACCUAGUCCCUGAUGUUGCUCCCCAAAGGCUCUGUGUUUCAAUAGGGGAGAGUGGGGUAAGUUGAGCCACCCCCUGCUGCCUGGAAAUGGUAAAAGAAAUUGAUCAUGUGACCAAAUAUUUAGGAGAUGGGCAUCAAUUCAUGGAGUCUGUGAGGGUUAGAAGCACAUGGGUGAAGGGGUUAGACAUUUAUUUCCAAAUAAAAAAAUUUCACUCUUGAAAGUGAAUUUAGUCUGUCAUAGUUUUAUUAGAAUUGUGUUCAGACCAAAAAGGAUCAUUUUAAAUUUGUUUUAUACAUCAAUUGUAUCUAUGAGCUACAACAUGAGGUCAAAAACAUAAAAGUCCAUCAUUUUAGCUUAGAGGACUAAUAAAGUCAUCAUAGUAGUUCUGGGGUAAGUUGAGCCAGUGACUCAACUGAGAAAGUAAAGAAGUCUGAUGAGAGGAUCAGAGUUUCAGUUCAGAUUAUUGAAAUGUUUUACUGUUUCUUUUCAAAAAUACAGCUGUGAAUGUUCUGAAUCACUUUCUCAUGUUAAAAUGACUUUUUACAAAACAGCUUUUUAGCAGUUCUAUACAAUAAUAAUAAAAAUAAUAAUUAUUGUACCAGUUGAAUAGUGUAUAAUAGAUAAAAAUACACAUGAAUGUGAAGAAGCAGUGAAGAAGGGCUGGGGUGGAGAGUGGGGGGGUUGUAGGGAUACGGCUCAACUUACACCGCUCUUAUGGUCAAUGUACCCCAUGCAUGGGGUAAGUUGACCAUAGGAGACCACUUUUUUCGGCAUGCUAUAUUAUCAAGACAGUUAUGUUUACACUCAUUCUGUUGGUUUGCAGGGAUGAACAACAUCUUGAAAUAUAUGCAGAUUCACUAGUUAGAGACAAAACUAUGAUUGCUUUGAUGUAGUGAUCCUAAAUAUGAAAAAUGGCUUAUCUUACCCCACUCUCCCCAACCCAGUCCCAGCAUGAGCUGCUCUGAUGUGUUCUCAUCUUGUCACAGAAAAUGUGGCUGCCUAUGCUUGGAAUGACAGCCCUCCCACACCUGGGAGGGCUCUACGGUGGUUAUGUAACACGCAAAGAGGUGAAGACCUGGUACCCAACCCUGCAGAAACCAUCAUGGCGACCACCCAAUGCAGCAUUCCCUAUAGUGUGGACUUGCCUCUAUACAGGCAUGGGGUAAGUUUAAUACUGACCGGGUUCUGCUGCAUGUAGUUCGAAUGAAACCCUCCUAUCCAAAUAACCCUUCUGUGUUUGUCUUUGUUGUAGGUACGGUUCCUAUCUGGUUUGGAGAGAGUUAGGAGGUUUCACUGAGAAAGCAGUGGUUCCACUGGGACUUUAUGGGCUGCAGUUAGCCCUGAACUGGGCCUGGACUCCCAUCUUCUUUGGCAAACACAAGCUGAAACUGGUAUGUUUGACACAUUAAUUAAUUAUUUCUACAGUCGACAGUAGAGGGAGUUUACGAUGGAUAUAACAUGUUGCAGUGUUUUCUAAUAAAUAAACACACAUUUCUGUCUUAUUCAGGCUCUUAUUGAGAUUGUGUUCCUGACUGGGACUGUUGGAGCCACAAUGGCAUCCUGGCACCCAAUCAGCCGCACUGCCACACUGCUGAUGGCCCCCUACCUGGCAUGGCUGUGCCUCGCCACUUCCCUCAACUACUGCAUAUGGAGAGACAACCCUGAGGAAAAAGAAGAGUAAAAGGCUGCAGGAAAAGUUGUUGACCAUUAAUAUGAGUUUCUAUAUCCUACUGAUGUGCCAAAAGGCUAACCGUUAAAGAUCAAUUAAUUCCAUUAAGCAUUUGUUUGCGGUCUUCACUUGAGAGAGCAGCGCAUCAUACCUGGUUCAACGGGUUACUGUCUGCAAAGGAUAACUUUAAUGUCUAACUGUUAGCAACUUUGCUGAUUCAACUUUUUGGAUAAACAGUUAGCUCAAUUCAAGACGACCCGGCUCAAAAAUGCAUGCGCUCAUGGCUCUUACUAGCUGCUGAUAGCACAUACAGUUUCUACAUUAUUUGGAAGGAAUUAUUCUUAAAUUUAAUCAUGUGGUUGUAUUUUAGAAACAAACAUUUGUUUUCACUGAAAACUGCAUUUGUUGUCUUUUUAUACUGAGAUUGUCCUGAGUGCAUUUAUAAGAAAUGUUGUGUUGAAAUACUGCUAUGACCCAAUUAAAUAAAGAUUCCUAUCCGAUUCA
Xyrichtys novacula (pearly razorfish) is the source of this 3329-nucleotide messenger RNA. NCBI's taxonomy places the organism in Eukaryota, Metazoa, Chordata, Actinopteri, Labriformes, Labridae. The record is from the annotation of a GenBank genome assembly.